Molecule: messenger RNA, 261 nt
Organism: Symbiodinium necroappetens
Lineage: Eukaryota; Dinophyceae; Suessiales; Symbiodiniaceae
Source: the annotation of a GenBank genome assembly
AUGAACAAGGUUUUUGCUGGAGUUGCAGGCGCCGGGGCCCUGGCCGGAGCUGCUUACUACUACUCGAAGUCGACGAGCGUUCCGCAAAACUCUGCUUUUGUGUUUGUCAAGCCCCAUGCCGUGACGCCAUCCACCAACAGCCUGGUCCGCAAUGAGCUGGCGAAGAAGGGCUUAAAAAUCACGUCAGAGGGCGACCUGACUUCUGAAGUCAUCGACCAGAAGAAGCUGAUUGAUCAGCACUACUAUGCUAUCGCUUCAAAG